Molecule: messenger RNA, 560 nt
Organism: Apis florea (little honeybee)
Lineage: Eukaryota; Metazoa; Arthropoda; Insecta; Hymenoptera; Apidae
Biological process (GO): regulation of signal transduction
Molecular function (GO): protein phosphatase inhibitor activity
Source: RefSeq, a predicted model, not a curated record
AUCAAACAAAGAAACAAAAUGGGAUGAAAUGAAUAUAAUUGCAACAUUGCACCCACCAGGAAAAGAUUACGGCCAUAUCAAGAUUGAUGAACCAAAAACUCCAUACAGCUAUGAAGGCUUACCCGGUGAAUUUGAAUUUGAUGAAUUAGAUUCCGCUACAAUUGCUGCCAAAUUGGCAGAGAGUAGUAAACCAAAGAUAUUUGAAGAAUCAAGUGAAGAUGAAGAGGAAACUGAAACUCUUGAGGAAAGAGAAAAACGUAAAGCAUUUGAAGCAAAGAGAAAGCGUCAUUAUCAAGAGUGGCAAGUAGUUCAAAUGGCUAGAAAACAAUUACUUGAACAAGAUGAAGAAGAUGAAGAUGAAGACAAAGAAGAUAAUGAAGAAAAUGAAGAAGGCAUACAAAAAGAUGACAAUAAUUAUCUUCCUUCUGAAGAGCAAAUUAAUUUUAAUGUUAAAUUCAAAUGUAUGUCAUCUUGUAAUGUAAAAAAAGGAAAAUGAUAUGGCAAAAAACACUUUUAAGCGAUGUUAUAAAUUAUUUGAUUAAAAUUUAGAAUUCAGUUAU